Molecule: messenger RNA, 3961 nt
Organism: Corythoichthys intestinalis (scribbled pipefish)
Lineage: Eukaryota; Metazoa; Chordata; Actinopteri; Syngnathiformes; Syngnathidae
Gene: sp2
Product: sp2 transcription factor
Exons: 8
Coding region: 557-2392 (611 amino acids)
Biological process (GO): regulation of transcription by RNA polymerase II
Molecular function (GO): DNA-binding transcription factor activity, RNA polymerase II-specific; RNA polymerase II cis-regulatory region sequence-specific DNA binding
Source: RefSeq, a predicted model, not a curated record
AUUAAAACAUCGGUGUUUAUAUUACCUUCUACUUCGUAAAGCAUGAUAUUUACCUGGCGCGCGGAAAUGCGGCACUAUUCGGAGGCCAGUGGACGGAAAAAUAGGCGGGCUGGGCCAGCCUGCGUGAAAGCAAAACGCGUCGCACUUCCUGAAUUGGCUUUCCCUUUUCUGUAUUGCUAUCGAAGAGUUUUAACUCGCUAACCCCUCAGUACCGAAAUGCAACCCAACAAGUAUUCCCGCCUCUUUCCCUUCAAUAAAUCACAAAGUUACUUGCGUGGUCCACUGUGCACAUUUUUGCUUGUUUUGCCCGUUGGAGCUAAGCUGCACAGGAAAUAAAUCAGCUUAGAUUAGCUGCUAGCUGCUAGCCAUCGGAGCGUCUUUUUUGUAGCACUUGUGCUAGCACAAACAAACCAGCCAAGCUCAAGCAAGCAAGAGGCAGGACAGACACGACCGAGGCGGCCCGCUCGUGUUUGAUUGUUCGUAUCGGCGUUGGAAAUACGUGACAAACAAACACGUGUAUCCGCAAAAGUAACAUCACAUAGAGUCAAAGGAAACUAUGGCCACCGUAGUUGCUGUCAGUCCCAGUGAAUACCUCCAGCCCUCUACCACCACCACACAGGACAGUCAACCUUCCCCUUUGGCCCUGCUGGCGGCCACCUGCAGUAAGAUUGGACCCCCCGCCGCCCAAGCCCCCGCAGCUACGCCGCCGGCACAGCCGCAGCCUCGCCGCCUGCUCCCCAUCAAGCCGGCCCCCAUCGCGCCGGCGCCCCCCAAGAACCUUGGUUUCCUCCAGGCCAAGGGCAAUGUAAUUCAGCUCCCCGCCGGCCUGGGUGCUAGCUCCCCCGGCAGCCCCAUAGUGCUCACCAUACAGCAGACCCCGGGCCGGCCCAGCUCCCAGGGCCCUACCAAUAUCCAGUACCAGGUGAUGCCACAGAUCCCAGGGGCACAGACUAUCCAGGUGAUGCCUCAAGGGGGCCAGAUCCAGCUCAUACCGGGCACCAACCAGGCCUUCAUCACCACCCCCAUGUCGGUUCCGGCCCAGGCGGCCGCUGCCCCCGUCACCACCCCUAUACCUUCACCAAAGACUGUCGCCAUUAAACCCUCGCCCAAAAUGAAGAAGUCGAGCACCACAAAUGUUGUGCAGUUACCCGGCGGACUCACACUGCCGCUUAAUGUGGCAACGGGCGAGGUCGGCGGUGCACAGAUCGUAACCGAGACAUCGGCAGUGGCGCCCAUUGUCGUGGGAAAACAGCGACGAGGCAGGAAGAAGAAAGUGACGCUGCCCGCUCAAGCGCCGCCUCCAGCGCCGCCGCCGCCGCCCCCGCAACCUACAUCACCACCCCCGGAGCAAUUGGAGACCAUCUUGAUAGAAACUGCUGACAACAUCAUUCAGGCGGGAAACAACUUACUGAUAGUGCAGAGUCCCGGCCAGCCGGCGGUGGUCCAGCAGGUGCAGCUGGUGCCGUCCAAGCAGGACCCUCCGGUGGUUCAGAUCCCCCAGCAGGCCCUGAAGGUGGUUCAGGCCGCCUCUGCCUCGCUGCCUCCGGUCCCGCAAAGACAGUCGCCCGUGCCCUCGGGCCUGCAGGUGGCGUCACCAGAUACGGCGCCACCACAGAUCUUUUACAAGACUGGUGCCGGUGAGUGGCGGUCCGUACAACUCCAAGACACCGUCUCUACGCCGUCGACACCCACCACUCCGGUUGCCACCCCCGCCUCGCCGCUCCCAACCGCCGCAGCUGUCAAGAAGACGACUACAGGCGGCAGGAAAGAGCGCACCUUGGCAAAGAUCGCGCCGGCGGGAGGGAUGAUGGCGCUGAACUCGUCGCAGCUGUCGUCAACACAGGCAGUACAGACCAUCAGCAUCAACGGCGUACAAGUACAGGGAGUUCCUGUUACCAUCACCAAUGCAGGAGGCCAGCAGCACUUGACCGUGCAGACAAUGCAGGGCGGCAGCCUCCAGUUGGCAGGUGUGGCGGCUCAGGGCCAGCCCACCAUCCAUGUGGACCAGACGCUGACGCUUGAACUUCCUGGACACACUAGCGAAAAAAAGAGGCGCAUGGCCUGCACAUGUCCCAACUGUAAAGACGCGGAGAAACGGCCGGGCGACAUGGGCAAGCGGAAGCACAUCUGUCACUUUCCCGGAUGUGAGAAGACCUUCCGCAAGACGUCGCUGCUGCGAGCGCACGUUCGCCUGCACACGGGCGAGCGGCCGUUCGUCUGCAACUGGGUUUUCUGCGGCAAACGUUUCACGCGCAGUGAUGAGUUGCAGCGGCAUGCCAGAACGCACACAGGAGACAAACGCUUUGAGUGCAACCAGUGUCAGAAGCGCUUCAUGAGGAGCGACCACCUGACCAAGCAUUACAAGACGCACAUAAAUACCAAGAACCUGUGAGAGAACAACUAGACUCCACAUUGAAAAACUGGAGUUUGUCACUUGUCCCAUAAUGGGACCUUCUUCCAACUCCUCCCAAAAUGCCCUUUGUGUACAAAGAAAAAAACAGACUGCCGACGAUCCAUCAAACUUAUUUAUAACCCGUUUUGGACUAAGACUGCCCACGCAAGCAUGCGUGCAGCUGCAGGACUCCAGUCAGAAUCGCCUCCAUUUUUGGGUUUAUCCUCCAUCAUACGCCAUUUUCUUUGUCACCUCCUUCUCUGUGCAGUUAAAGAUCCCAGUGUCGUGUUUUCAACGGUUGCUUUUAUUUUUACACAUGCAGUUUACUUUUACAAAGUUGGCAUGCAGAUUUUUUCCUGCUUCAGGGUGGUAUCGGAAGCCCCUUUCACAUGUUAUUCCUGCAAGAUUAAAGCUGCAGUGGAGCUGGUAUUUAUUUACAGAAAUACAUUGGUUGCGUUGCUCUUUUUCUGGCGAUGCAAAUUGAAGAACAAAAAAUCCUGAAAAGCUCAUGAUAACCGAAAAAAGAGCACUUUAUCUUUUUUUUAAUUUUUUUUAGAUAAGACAUUUUUUUUUAAAGGACGAUGCUUAAGGUUUUUAAAUAAGGAUAAAAUUGAGUACUAAAGGCAGUGUACAAACAUAAAAAGUUAUCAGGAAAGAAAAUACUCAAAAUGUCAUACUUGAAAAGUGGACUCACAUUAAGCACUAUUGCGUACACGUAUGAAUGCCAGCUCUACUGUUUAUCUAAUACGACAAUUUUGCUAGACAUCUGCGUGUAAGGUUUUUUUUUUUUGUUUCCACAUAACCUAUGCCAGUAUUAUCCUGUAAAUUGUUAAUUGCGACAUUUUACACAUUUUUGGCCACAUAAGCUACAAACCAUUUCUACUACAAUGACGCGACAAUCAUACGACGGGAUUCAAACAUUGCUGUGUGACAGCGUAAAGUCCACACGAAGGAGCGCCAGACCACUUUUUUCCCUUUCAAGCAGAGCUGGUUUGGAGCCACAAAACAUCCUACUGGCACCGGCUUGUUAUGAAAAGAAGACAUUAGGUGUGUGUAAGGAGGGAGGCAGAGCCUGAGGCUAUUAUUUAUGUUUGUUCACUCCCUCAAUGUUGUAGUGAAGGGGGGCGAUGUUGUACAGUGUGAAAUUUCAUGUGUGACAUUGUAUAUUUAAUUACUGCUUUGUAAAAUACCUCUAGAAACCCUUUUCUAUAAUAGUGUUAAUAAUAAUUAAAGAUGCCUUAGACAGUUAUUUAAAUUCAACUCUUUUUGUCUUUUUAAUUUAUGCUCCUUGCUUAUCUGACGUGAUUUAAUCACAGUCUCCCAACAUGUACUUUACAUAUUAAUCUCAUUUUAACAAGUUUCUGUUCCUUCAUUGUGUUUCAGGAGAAACCAAGCAACCAGCACUUCAUUUUAUACCGUGUAUAAAUAAAUAUAACUAUAUGAGUACCAUGUUGUGUAACUAUGUAUGUGGUCAAACUAAUAUUGUAUAAAGGUAUGUAUCAUUAUCAUAAACCCAAUCGAUAAAGUCACUAAUUUACAGGGAAAAAAGUUACUUAAUAAUAAUUUCAC